AUGUCCUCAACUUCUUUCCACUCGAACCAGCAACGCAAUUUUCACGAAGCUGUGCGGAGGGGGGAUCCCAAGGAGUUAGCCCGCCUGCUCAGGGGCUCCAUCAGCGGUGCGGUCAAUGUUAACGUCUUCGAUGGAGAGGGCCAGACGCCGCUGCAUCAGAGCGUCUUGGUCGGCAACUUGGAGCUCGUCAAACUGCUGGUACAAUUCGGCGCCGACGUGCGACUAGCCAACCGGGAUGGUUGGAACGCCCUGCACAUCGCCGCUUACGGGGGCCACGACGAUAUCGUUCUCUACCUCAUCCGCAGGCGAUGCGGGGGCGAUCGGAAACGAUGA
Molecule: messenger RNA, 333 nt
Organism: Acanthaster planci (crown-of-thorns starfish)
Lineage: Eukaryota; Metazoa; Echinodermata; Asteroidea; Valvatida; Acanthasteridae
Product: notch-regulated ankyrin repeat-containing protein-like
Molecular function (GO): protein binding
Source: RefSeq, a predicted model, not a curated record